Messenger RNA from Opisthocomus hoazin, 1605 nucleotides. The record is from RefSeq and is a predicted model, not a curated record. Lineage: Eukaryota; Metazoa; Chordata; Aves; Opisthocomiformes; Opisthocomidae.
AUGACGUUGGUCACCGCACACGGUAUGGAGGUCACGGGAGCUCCGUGGCUGUACGGUAGCUUUGCAUCGGGCGUGAAAAGACAAAAAGGAUCUGAGGAUGUGUUAGAGUGGCAUGAACUGAUCUGGAACACAGACUGCCGGUACAAAGCUAACCGGUUAAACCUUUUUGGCCGGCUGGUGCGCGGUGGCAGGCGUCUGCGGCUGCUGCCCGAGGAGCCGUGGUCGCUUGCCCUGCGGGAGCACCGGGUUUCGCUCCGUACGGCCCCAGCGUGGUGUAGGCAGAGUUCGAUUAAAAAGCAGCAACAAGAUGUGUUAGGUUUCUUGGAAGCCAACAAAAUCGAAUUUGAGGAAAAGGAUAUCGCCGCCAAUGAGGAGAAUCGGAAAUGGAUGCUGCCGCCCCGGCUCUUCAACGACAGCCGCUACCUCGGGGACUACGAAGCUUUCUUUGAAGCUCGAGAGAACAACGCGGUAUAUGCCUUUCUCGGCUUGACUGCGCCGCCUGGUUCAAAGGAAGCUGAAGCACUGGCAAAGCAGCAAGCGUGAAUUUCAACUGCCUUAAAUGUUCUGUAAAGGGAAUUUCCACGGCUUUUUAUAAAAUAGUACAAUUGUCUCUGCUUCAAGAAAUGUAGAUGUGAUUUCUAACAUUUGAUUGGUGCUUGCAGCAUUCACCAUACGUAAUACAAAUCUGAACACAAGGUGAGAACGUGAACGUAAAGGUAGAGAGCACAGAGUGUGUUAUUACAAAGUUGGAAGCAUAGGAAACUGAAGCAAUCAGACUUGAAUGAUUUUCACGUAGUUUAAACUGUCUUGGCAAUUCGUCCAUUUUGUGUAAACUCAAAGAAACUACUUUAGUACUAAUAAUGCAGAGGGGGUUAUACCUAGAGAUCCAACUAUUUAAAAUACGGAAAACAGCAUCUAAAACCUUGUCAGAUACUAACUUUAGUGCCUGAGUUGCCUCAAAAAUGUUAUUGAAUUACACAGUAAUUUUUCGGCGUCUUUUCUGGUUUCAGAUGAAAUUGUAGGUGGUAUCGUGUAGUAUAGCCAUUGUAGUCACUUUUGAAAGUUGUGUUUGUUCUUUUGUAGAAUGGGUAUUUAAGAUUUGUAUUGUAACACACUGUACAGAUGAUAAAACAAAAUAAUGCCAUGUAUUUCUCAUUUAAGUGAUCCGUGUGGGCUCUUUUGACAAAGAAAAGGGGAUUUGGGCAAUGGACAGCCUUUCCACUGGCAAUUCCAUCACACAGCUGCCUAAGCACGACUUGGUUACACAUCUGUGUGCAAGAUUCCGUGCACCUCAGUGCAGUAUGCGCUAAUUCCCAGGCAAUGUUGCAAAUAAGCCAAAAUGGCCAGAAAUGGCAUUUCCUUACCUGUGUAAGGGUGAAAGCCUUUAAUGUAUUUCUCUACAAAAAUACCAGUUCACACUGCUUAUAGCGUUAGGCAUCUUAUUGCAUGUUCAAGUAGUCAUUAGAUUCAUAUAGUAUUUUUUCAAAUGAGGAAAUAAAUGUUUGAAGAGCAAGAACUAUUGUAAUAAAGCAAGACUUUUUUUUGAAGGUUUAAAAACUUUUUUUAUGUUGUUAUUGCCAUAUCACGAAGCUAUUACAGGAAUUG